AUGGCGGAAGCGUCCGUCCCGUGACGAUGUCAGAAGAGCCUCGAGGGGGAGGGAAGGAGAGCAGUGACGAAACGCGAGGAGGCGGGGCCCGGAAGGCCGCGGGGUAAUCGGGGAGCCCCCGCUAUGGCCGGCGUCUUCGACAUCGACCUGGAAACGGAGGAGGGGAGCGACGGGGAGGAGCCUGAUCUGGGGGCCUUGGAAGUGGACCUAGAUUCUCGCAGCAGUGGGCCGGAGCUGGUGCCAGGAUAUUAUGAGGAAAUUGAAAUCUCUGAGAGCAUCGUCAACAAUGGCCCAGAGCGCAUUGGGCCCCACUGCUUUGAGUUGCUGCGUGUCCUGGGCAAGGGUGGCUAUGGCAAGGUGUUCCAGGUACGGAAGGUGCAGGGCACAAACGCAGGGAAGAUCUUUGCCAUGAAAGUCCUGAAGAAGGCCAAGAUUGCCUGUGAUGCCAAAGACACAGCUCACACGAAGGCUGAGAGGAAUAUCCUGGAGGCCAUCAAGCACCCUUUCAUUGUGGACCUGAUCUAUGCCUUCCAGACCGGUGGCAAGCUCUACCUCAUCCUGGAAUGUCUCAGCGGUGGGGAGCUUUUCAUGCAACUGGAGCGAGAAGGCAUCUUCCUGGAGGAUACAGCCUGUUUCUAUCUGAGCGAGAUCACCCUGGCCCUUGGCCACCUCCACUCUAAUGGCAUCAUCUACCGGGAUCUCAAGCCGGAGAACAUAAUGCUAAACAGCCAAGGGCACAUUAAGCUGACGGACUUCGGCCUUUGCAAGGAAUCCAUCCACGAUGGUGCUGUCACCCACACCUUUUGUGGCACCAUAGAGUACAUGGCUCCAGAGAUAUUGAUGCGCAGCGGGCACAACCGAGCUGUGGACUGGUGGAGCCUCGGUGCGCUGAUGUACGACAUGCUCACUGGAUCGCCUCCAUUUACAGCUGAAAACCGCAAGAAGACAAUUGACAAGAUCCUGAAGGGAAAGUUAGUGUUUCCACCCUACUUGACGCCAGAUGCCCGUGACCUGAUCAAGAAGUUCCUCAAAAGGAAUCCUAGUCAGAGGAUCGGUGGUGGGCCACGUGAUGCUGCAGAUGUGCAGAGGCACCCUUUCUUCCGACAUAUCAACUGGGAUGACUUACUGGCCAGGAGAGUUGAUCCGCCCUUCCGCCCAUUCCUGCAAUCAGAAGAUGAUGUCAGUCAGUUUGACACCCGCUUCACUCGCCAGACCCCUGUGGACAGUCCCGACGAUGGGGCCCUCAGUGAGAGUGCCAAUCAGGCUUUUCUGGGAUUUACCUAUGUAGCCCCAUCAGUGUUGGAGAGCAUCAAGGAAGGCUUUUCCUUCCAGCCCAAACUGCGAUCCCCGCGGCGUCUCAACAGCAGCCCCCGCACACCUGUCAGCCCAUUGAAGUUCUCACCCUUUGAGGCCUUCAAGCCAAGCACGACCAUGGAACUGAUGGAGCUGCCAGCACCCCUGUUCAUGCCUGUGCCGGACGUCACCGCCCCGCUGCCCAUCAAGACCCCAUUGGGCAGCAAGAAGAAAAAGAAAGGCGCCCGAGGGCGAGCCCGGUAGCCGGGGGCAGCGGGGAGCUGACUGGACCGUCUGCCUCGCGGAGCGGCGCUGCUCUCCUGUCUGGGGGCGGGGGGCGGGGGGGGCUUGAGCUGUGCCACAGGGGCUUCCAGCCCUGUCAGAAGCACAUGUCUUCCCCCGCUGCAAGAGGCCACUUCCCCUCCCAGCUGCAAGAGGCUGCAUGGUGUUGGUGCUUCCCCGUGUAGGGACUAUCCCCCCCACAAGGUGCUUUCAAUUACACACACACAGAUGUAUACAUGUAGCUGGGAAUAGGAGGAGCUCGGGAUGCUGGAAAGAGCAGUCCAAAGGUUCCUGCCUGGAGCUGCAUCCUGUCUUCUUUUCUUUUUUGCCGUGUGUUGCUAUGAGUGUGAGCUGGAGCAGGGCUGGCCUAGGGCCUGGCUUCCCUCACUGCUAUUGCCAGCAUUGUGCCUGUUAACGGUUCAGGACUUGUAAAGCAAGGGCAGCAACGUUUGACAGUAUGGAAAGGGUCCAGCCGUUUGUGGGUGGAGUUGUGCCCUCUCCCGGGAAGCCGCUUCCCCAUCUACUUUUCCCAAGUGCCAAAAGCAGCAGCUCCUCCCUUCCGUCUCCCUAUGCAGCGGCUGUUGCCGGAGAAGCCCUCCUCUCCCAGGGCGGCUCCCUCUCCAGCCUCGCUUCUUCAUAUCCUUGGCUGUGAAUGGAUCCCAGCAAACAGAAUCAUGAUUUGGGUGCCUGCCCAGCAAAGGGGCCGUCUGCGGCAAGGAGCGACGGGUGCCCUGGAAGCACCGCUGCUACGAUACCUGUGGAGCAUGAAUGAUGCUCAGAAGUGUAAUGACAGUGAGAGUGCCAUGAUGCACGGUCGGACACUUCAGUCACCCAGUCUCCCCUUUGCUUUAUUGUCAGAGGGAAGGUACUUU
Molecule: messenger RNA, 2447 nt
Organism: Elgaria multicarinata webbii
Lineage: Eukaryota; Metazoa; Chordata; Lepidosauria; Squamata; Anguidae
Gene: RPS6KB2
Product: ribosomal protein S6 kinase B2
Exons: 15
Coding region: 124-1557 (477 amino acids)
Biological process (GO): signal transduction; peptidyl-serine phosphorylation
Molecular function (GO): ATP binding; protein serine/threonine kinase activity
Source: RefSeq, a predicted model, not a curated record